Arabidopsis lyrata subsp. lyrata is the source of this 1452-nucleotide messenger RNA. Its product is annotated as UPF0725 protein At3g19520. NCBI's taxonomy places the organism in Eukaryota, Viridiplantae, Streptophyta, Magnoliopsida, Brassicales, Brassicaceae. Bases 90 to 1328 code for a protein of 412 amino acids. The record is from RefSeq and is a predicted model, not a curated record. The transcript has 5 exons.
AUAUAAUAAUUGCGUGGACAAAACCUAAAUCGGCAACCAAAAGCAGCAUCAGCCGUUCGCUUCCGCCGGAAAUUCGAAGCAAAACCAUAAUGUUCGUAGGAGAUGGGGCGUCUGAGGAAUAUAGGUUGCACCGAAUGCGAUUGCGAAACCGACCAUUGCGUGACAUCGAUCCUUUCGAUGCCAAGGGUAUCACAGAAACAUACGAUCGUACACUAUACGAAGUGACCUGCAAUAAUCCGCGGUUCACUGAUCUUAAAGCACGCAUAGUCAACCAUUAUGCUAGGAUGGGCGUUCAUCGUUACAAUUUGCUCCAGGGGAAACACUAUCAGUUCCUUCGCGUAGAGAAAUACAAUGUUACAACAAGAUUUGGUCCUAACAUCUACUACAUAACUUCGUCUGCCAUUGAUCCAGCUAACGGUGCCCCUCGGUUUUUCCAGACUAAAAUUGAUGAACAUACUCGUUUUCGUGCCAGAUUAGAUUUAACGUGCUAUAUUGCUAGACUUCGAGGUGAUCCCAAGAUAUACACCAAAAAAUGUUUCGACUACGAUGAUAGCUUGCCUGAGUGGCCGCCAGAGAAUCCUUUCAAAGAUACGAAGCGGUUUUAUGUGGUGAAGAAGUCAGAGCUGCAAGACAAUGUCAAUGACUGGAUUCGUCUUUAUUUGGAACUUGCGGUUUCUUCGAAACGUAACAUGUUUUUUAAAGAUGAAGAUCUCUCCAACUUGGAGAUUGUGAAAGUGGCUAUAGAAACUACUACUACUAGCCAAGAUCCAAACGAGGGGCAUCUCAAUGCCAUGAAUACAACGGUCUACAUAAGUUACAGGGACCCGAGCGAGGCUCGGGUUGGUAAGGAUGUCGAUCGCAUAGCUAUAGUCAGAAGAAGCUUUGAUGAGCAGUCGUCAUGCUUUAGCCUUGUGGGUCACAAUCUGAGCUCAGAAACUAUAAACGAGCCGUUGGGUUCCAGGGACCCGAGCGAGGCUCGGGUUGGUAAGGAUGUCGAUCGCAUAGCUAUAGUCAGAAGAAGCUUUGAUAAGCAGUCGUCAUGCUUUAGUCUUGUGGGUCACAAUCAGAGCUCAGAAACUAUAAGCAAGGCGUUGGUUGCUAAGGAUGUUGAUCGCGCAUCUAUAGUCAGAAGAAGCUUUCAUGAGCAGUCGGCAUGCUCCAGGCUCGUGGGUCAGAAUCAGAGCUCAGACCCUAUACCAAAAAAGGGUAAGAGUCAGAGUGCGUAUAGCCAACGUUUAGGUGUCCGCAAACCGUGGCUGUUAUGUAUUCAUAAGUGGCGCAAGGCAUACCAAACUCGUUGCGUUCGCAUGACUCGCCGGAUCAGAUAGAUAAUAAACUAUCAAAUUAUCAACUAAGUUAUUUUGUGCGUUCGGAUUGUUAAAGUGGAUUGGUUUUUGUGUGCUUGUUUUUUUUUUCACAACUUUGGAUCGACAAAGCCCGAUUUAUAGUCAA